Molecule: messenger RNA, 267 nt
Organism: Suillus fuscotomentosus
Lineage: Eukaryota; Fungi; Basidiomycota; Agaricomycetes; Boletales; Suillaceae
Exons: 2
Coding region: 1-267 (88 amino acids)
Source: RefSeq, a predicted model, not a curated record
AUGAACCUGACCGAACCGGACUUCGGAGGCACUAGUCCAGACGGAACACGCCAACGAUUAAAGGCCAGCGAUUUCGAUGACGUCACCAAGGAUUUGCUCACCACUGCCACGUCUAUCUACCGCUGUCUAGUCAUGACUUGUGCACCUUUUCCAGAGACACUAAUCAUUGAGACCAAGCUAGCAAAGGAUGCCUGGCAUGAGGCGUCUAACAUGGCAGAGCUUACCAUCCAACUGACCCCUUCUCUCGUCAAAAUGACCAAGGUCUAG